Molecule: messenger RNA, 819 nt
Organism: Adineta steineri
Lineage: Eukaryota; Metazoa; Rotifera; Eurotatoria; Adinetida; Adinetidae
Source: the annotation of a GenBank genome assembly
AUGAAUAUGUUACCAAUAUCAACAAAUGAUUUCUAUCAACGAUAUUUUUCAUCUAUAAAUAUGUUAGCAACAAUUCAAAGAACAAAAAAUAAUAGAAUAUCAAGUUUUUAUAUUAAUGAUAUACUUGGUGAUUCAAAAAAGACUUCAACAAUUGAUUGUUGUCAUUCAAUUUUAACGAAUGAACAAGGAGAUUUAUUAAUAAAUAGACAGAAGAAAAAAAAGAAAAAAGCACGAACUACAUUUACAGGUAAACAAAUUUUUGAACUUGAGAAAAAAUUUGAAGAUAAAAAAUACUUAUCAUCAACUGAACGUGCUGAAAUGGCGACAUUACUUACUGUUACAGAAACACAAGUUAAAAUUUGGUUUCAAAAUCGUCGAACAAAAUGGAAGAAGACAGAAAAUGUAUCCAAUGCAGAAGCCGCUGAACAUAAAUUAGGCACACGGAAAAUGUCAUCAACAUCAUCAGCAUCAUCAUUUGAUCAUAAUCAAAAACAAGUUGUUCAAUUACCAACUAGUGAUAGUACGAGUAGUAAAAGUAGUACUUGCAGUUCGACUAGUUCUCAUCAAGGUGAUGAACAAUCAUAUGAUACAUCACUAAGUUUACUUUAUUUUAAUCCUUUUACACAUUUACUUCAAAAAUCAUCAUCAUCAACAAUUAAUGAACGUUCUUGUUCUAUAUCAUCAUUCACAUCAUGUCCUUUAUCAAAACAUGAAGAUUAUCAUUGUUUAUCUUCUUGUUCUACACCUAUAAAUGAUAUUGUUGACGAUUGUAAAAAAAAUGAAAAUUCGACAUUAGAAUCUCCGAAUGAUUCCAGAUGA